Nelumbo nucifera (sacred lotus) is the source of this 1884-nucleotide messenger RNA. NCBI's taxonomy places the organism in Eukaryota, Viridiplantae, Streptophyta, Magnoliopsida, Proteales, Nelumbonaceae. The record is from RefSeq and is a predicted model, not a curated record.
GCGAGUGGAAAGGGAUUCGUUGUGAUGGCCUUGACCGGAAUGUAAUCUCCCUGAACAUGUCGGGUCUGGGAAUCUCCGGUUCAUUGGGGCCGGAGAUUGGUCUUUUGAGAUCCCUCAAGGUGAUUGAUCUUAAUAACAACAAUUUCUCGGGUUUGAUCCCGGCAGAGUUGUCAAAUUGCAGCCUUCUAGAACACUUGGACUUAUCUGAGAAUGGUUUCACUGGUGAAGUUCUUAGAAAUAUUGUCAACCUGAGGAAUCUGAGGUAUUUAUCACUUUAUGGGAAUUUCCUUAGUGGAGAAAUACCAGAAUCUAUUGGAAAUUGUACUAAAUUGCAAGAACUCUAUCUGACUGAAAACCAAUUUGUCGGUGCUUUACCGGAUAGUCUAAACAACCUGAAACUUCUGGAGUACUUGGACAUCAGUUCAAACAGUCUUGAGGGUAGGAUUCGGUUUGGUUCAGGUGGUUGCAAGAAUUUGAUAGUAAUGGUUCUGUCAUACAAUCAAUUUGAUGGAGAAAUCCCGUCGAGCUUGGGAAACUGCAGUAGGUUGACGGUUUUUUCAGCUCUGGGUAAUAAGUUAACAGGUCAGAUCCCUUCUUCGUUUGGUUCACUUACAAAACUAGAGUAUCUUUAUAUUAAUGAAAACCUUUUGUCUGGGAAAAUACCACCUGAGAUUGGGUCCUCACAUGGAACUGUUUACAAGGCUGCCUUGGAUCCGGGGAGAGUUUAUGCUGUAAAGAAACUUGUACUUUCACGCCAUAAAGGAGAAAAUAUUAAAAGCAUGGKUAGGGAAAUUGAAACUGUUGGAAAGAUCAAGCACCGGAAUCUGGUAAGGUUGGAAGCCUUCUGGUUGAGGAAGGACAAUGGAUUGAUCUUGUAUAAGUAUUUGGAGAAUGGAAACCUCCAUGAUGUUCUACAUGAGAUUAAACCAGCUCCAGUCCUCAGGUGGGAAGUACGAUACCRGAUAGCACUUGGAACUGCCCAAGGAUUAGCAUAUCUACACGAUGAUUGCAAUCCUGCAAUAGUGCAUCGAGAUAUUAAACCAAAUAACAUACUUUUGGAUGGUGACAUGGAGCCUCACAUCUCUGAUUUUGGCAUUGCCAAACUCAUAGAUCAGUCCUCUGCCACUGUUCAGUCCAUCACAGUUGCCGGUACCAUUGGCUAUAUAUCACCAGAGACUGCAUUUAAAGUAGAAAAGAGUAAGGAAUCAGAUGUAUACAGCUAUGGAGUAGUUUUGCUUGAACUGAUUAGCAGAAAAAGAGCUCUGGAUCCUUCAUUUCCACAGGACACAGAUAUAGUGCACUGGGUAAGAUCAAUCUGGAGGAGAGUUCAAGCCAUUGACAGGAUUGCAGAUCCAAGCCUCAUGCAAGAAUCCAUGGAUUYCAUUAGCAUUAAAGAAGUGAUUGAUGUAUUAUUGGUGGCAUUGAGAUGUACAGCAGCACAGCCAAGUGAGAGACCAACAAUGAAAGAUGUCGUGAAGCAGCUAGUAGAUGCCAAGGCUCGACAUAGAAUCAAAUUAAUUAAAUGUAACUAGUGCUUGAAGUUAUUUUAGAGAAGUAAAAUAUAGAAAAGAUUCUAACACAAACAUGGAGAAGAACAUAGAAGAUUCUUGAAAAAUUCACUAAUUUUCAAUCAGCAGUACAAGCUGCGAUGGGAUCUCCUGGAAGAAAAAAACUCUGCACACACUCUGCAAGCAUAGCCAUCCAGUGCGAUAUUCCUUAUGUGUGGUUGGAUGCUGUGUGCGUAAAGUUUUUGCUUGCAGGAGAUCCGGGCUCGUACAAAGUCUAGUGAGAAAGCUUCUAUUUAUUUCAUUGAAUGGCUCUGACGAGUGCUUGAACCAUGCAAAACUCCUUACUAGUUUGGUUUCCUUGUGCUCUUAAUACAAC